GGGCGGCGUGGGGAGGAGAGCGGCGGGAUGAGCUGGGCGCGGGGCGGCUGGCGGUGAGGCGGCGGGCUCGGCGCAGGGGCCCUGGAGCCGGCGGCCCCGCACUUCUGACUCGCGUGUCUUUGCAGGGCGCGGUGCACCUUGCGCUUGGCCGGCCCCCGGAGGUGGCUGGCGGGGCGGCGUGACCCUGAGGGCUCAGCUAAGGAGGAUCCAGAGGGCGAGGGAGCCAUCCCCUUCUCUGCCAGCAAGGCCAGCCCGCGGGUGUGGAGCGUCAGCCAGUCUAUGGGGAGUGACUACCAGAGGCCGUGGGUGAAGGUGCUGCCUCUCAGCCUGCUGUGCAGCGGGCUGUUGCUGUGGUGUGCGUUUAGGGAAAAAACGGAGAUUGACGACCGACUGGAAGCCCUGUUAUCUGGUCAGAUCGUGGACCCUUUAAAUGCGGCCCAACAAAGCAGUGCUCCUUCGCAGCUACAGAAGGAGAGAUGAUGAGUGCCUGUCGUGAAGGAGCUGCCAAAAGUUCGGCUGCUUAAAGGCUGCUCCCACACUGGAUUUGGAAAAUGUGUGUUUCCGUCCGACCACCAGCCUUAUCUUGCAAACGGGAUUUAUUUAUCUUGCUGCUUUUUGUUUGUCCUUCCUUAGCAAUUUACAGCGAGAGCAGAAGGGAUGGUCCUUUUCUGCAUUGUGUGGCAGGGAUGGGCAGGAUGUAUUGCAAACCAGUGUGUAUUUGUAGAUAUGUUGUGUUCAACUCGUUUUUUUCCAUGGAUGUUUUUUUUUCUUGGUUGUACAGCGUAUUAAAGAUCAAAGCUGUCUGUCUGUAACUUGGUUGCUGAAGGUGACCUUCGGCUGACACUGCUGGUGUGGAGUGCAUGGAGUGCAUUCACAUAAUACUGAGCACAAGUGUAUUAAUGUAUGAUUGAUUCAUGUUCGGAUUACUUUGUAAUUCUACUAAAUAACGUAUAAUUUACUUAAUGCACAGUUAGUGCUUGUUUCUGCAGCAUAACCUGUUAGACGUGCCUGACUUCAACGGCCAUUGCUUAGGUGGGAGUUUUACAGGAGCUGUAAGUGAUGGACCUGCGUCGCAGGGGGGAGGGAGCUCCUAAUUCUGCAGAACAGCAUAGUAUGUAUUUUUUAUCUACAUUUGCGGAUACUCAAAACUUGCCCAUUCUGGAGCCUUGCCUGAGAGAGGAAGCAAAGCACACUGGUGUGACUUUCAAGUUAGGUGUAUUUUUUUUUUUUUAGGCUUUGCUCUGUAAAGAUGCAAAACUUCUGUGCGAUUGAAGUCCUUCAUUAAAAAUCAAACAUCCCCACAGCACAGCAGCAGGGGGUAACACCCAGUAACUGAGCAGAAGACUACCAAGCACUGCUUUCUCAGAGGAAGUAAAGCGUUCUCCUUUUGCGCGUGCGAUGCGCGUCGUCGUAGACCUAUACGAAGGCGUGAUGGAACUUUUAACUACAGUCCCGAUGUUUAUUGUACAAAAUAUGAUGAGACUACAGGAAUCUGCCCAGAUGGAGAUGAGUGCUCAAUCAGUGGUUCAGGCGUGACUCAGAAGUUCCCAUACACCAUUUAUCUUGAUUGAGUGUUUUAAAAUUCCUAAAAGAAAGAAACUUGCAUCUUAGAAAUCAUAAGAAGUAUCAAUUCUUGGAAGUCAGUUCAAGCUACAGUUGCCCUUACCUACAUCGAACAACAGGAGAUACAGAAAGGAAAUACCAUCUCAGAUAUUACAAGACUGGAACAUGCAUUCAUGAAACAGAUGCCCGGGGUCACUGCGUGAAGAAUGGGAUUCACUGCGCCUUUGCUCAUGGGCCGCAUGACCUUAGACCUCCAGUAUAUGACAUAAGAGAACUUCAGGCACAGGAAACUUUACAGAAUGGGCAGCUAGGAUGUGGUGAAGGCAUUCCAGAUCUGCAACCAGGGAAUUUAGCAAGUCAAGCAAUGAUUGAGAAGAUCCUUAGUGAAGAUCCAAGAUGGCAGGACACAAAUUUUGUACUGGCUGGCUACAAGACAGAGCAAUGCACAAAGCCACCCAGACUCUGCCGCCAGGGCUACGCAUGUCCGCACUAUCACAACAGCCGAGAUAGAAGACGGAAUCCCAGAACAUUCAAAUACAGGUCUACUCCUUGCCCCAGUGUAAAACAUGCAGAUGAAUGGGGUGAACCUUCAAGGUGUGAAAGUGGGGAUAGCUGUCAAUACUGUCAUUCUCGUACAGAGCAGCAGUUUCAUCCCGAGAUAUAUAAAUCUACAAAGUGCAAUGAUAUGCGCCAGACAGGUUACUGCCCUCGCGGCCCAUUUUGUGCAUUUGCACAUGGUGAAAUCAAGCCAGGUGCUCACCUGUUUUCAACAGACAGCAUAGGAAUCACAAAUGAAUGGAGCAGCAGUGUUAAUGCCACAAACAGCCUUACAAGUAACAGUGGGCAGUCUGGAAAUAUUUCCUGUUCUUCAAGUCCACCUGUAACAUCAAGUUCUGGUAGCAGUAGUUCUUUGUCACCCCUUGGACCUCUUUGUAGACAGAGAUCAUUAGCAAACGGUGUUUUGUGUUCUGAGUCUAGCACUUCAGGUGUUUCUUCACCAACAUCCAGCUAUCCUAAGGCACCAGGUUUUGAACGAGAAGAUCAGGCAAAGCAGCGAAGCUUCUCAGCUGAGAAUCAGCAGAAAAAAAAUGAACCAGACACCAAGCAGAACCAUCUCAGUGUUUUUUCAGUGGUUAACCCACUUGCUUCAAGUAUUACUUCUAGUCUGGCCUCCAGUGUUGGAUCAGACAGUUCAUCUCCUACAACUGUCUCUAUUAUCAGUACCCAAACUCUCCCAUUCUAUUCUGCUGGUAACACAGUUGAAUCAGUUAUAGGUUCAGCUUUAGAUAUACAUUUCAACGGUGUGAAUGUUGCCUCCAUAAAUAGAGAGUUGGAAGAUCAAGAAGGCAGUGACCUUGGAUUAGCAAGUAAAAGAUUACUGGAAAGCUCAGCACCUGUCAAUAUUCCAGGUUCUCUUGUUCGUUCCUCCUCUUUACAUUCAUCAUCAUCCCUUUCAACCUCUCCACUCAAUUCUCUUUCACAAUCACUUUCUCAGUCUUUUGUUUCAUCCACUAUGGUCCCUCACCACCAGCAGCCUCAGCCUUUGAAGUCAGAACAGAAUAUAUUAGGCACCUCCGCCUCUUCUCACAACUCUUUAGGUUUAAAUGGUGUUACAGGGAGCAUGUGGGACUUUGUAAGUGGGAAUUUCUCUCCCAGCCCAUCCCCAGUUCUAAGCAGUGGCACUGCCCCCUCAGUAAGUUCAAACAGCAGUGGGAAUGAACUAACUCGAGUUAGACAGGAACUUGAUGAUGCCAAGAGAAAACUAAAACAAUGGGAAGAAUCGUGGCAACAAGUGAAACAGGCAUGUGAUGCAUGGCAGAAAGAGGCUCAAGAAGCAAAUGAACGUGCUGACGUUGCAUCUGCUGACAAACAACUUGCUCUUCAGAAGAAGGAAGCAGUGGAAAAUAAAUUAAAAAAGCUGAAGGUGCAAUUAGCUGCCUGCCUAUCUACUUCAUUACCUUACAUGGAAAACUAUGGAGACAUAGAAAAAAUAUCCUUGCCAAAGCUUCGCUCCUUACAAAGCCGGCUGCACUUAGAUUUAGGAACAAUAGAUGAGGUGAUUUUUCAGCUUCAGUCAAAGAAGUGUAUAGUGUGUCAAGAAGGUGAUCGUAGCAUUGUCCUGAAUCCAUGUCAACAUUACAUACUUUGUGAUCACUGUGCAGCUAAGCAAGAAGAAUGUCCCUGCUGCAAGAAAAAAAGUAAUCUGUGGUAACAUACAGGCAUGGUACUCGUAUCAUGUUAAUGAAUGAAAUAUAUUUUAUGCUUUUGUAUUUUGUAUAAAAAUUAUAUAAAUCACUGAUAAUUAGUCCGUUUAAUAGUGCUAGACUGAUUUCAAUUUUGAUGUGAGAAACUCAGUUGCUUUUCUUGCUCACCUUUACAAUCAGUAAUUAAUAUCAAAUUAAUUAAUAAUUAAUAUCAAUAUCAGCCAUUCAGUGAGCUUCUAUUAGUCUUGAGGUUCGUUCAUUCCAGCCCAAUCCCAUCCCAGUCUUUUCCAACUCCCGCCCACAUUACAAAGUGCACAACAUAUUUAGGUUCAUUUGCACUGUAAUGGUUUUGUAGAAUUCUUACCACGAUGAAUGGUACUCACAGCUGUUAUUGCCAUGAGCAGAAGGUGGAUGCACAGGUGCAGUGAGUACGCACUGAGCAGUACGAAUGGUCCCUGAGCCACGUCUGUUCUGUGUGCUGUGCCAGGGCCAGUAUUUGGGAAUUGGUCUAACACUAUGUUUACUUUGCUGUUUGAAAAACUAUGAUUAUUAUAAAAGCACUUUUUAAUUAUUUUUUGUUGUUGUUGUUGGAGGAUAUAUUGUAAAUGGCUUCAAGCUGCUUUCUUGGUCUUAAGCUUAUUUUUUAAUACACAAUAAUAUGAUGCUUUAUAUGUGUACUGUGAAUUUCAAAUAUUUCAUAUGGUUUUACUGUUAAAUCAUAAUAAGAUUAAAUAGAUGUGAAAACUUACCUAGAUUUUUUACAAUUUAUAAGUUAACUGCAUACUACGAUAUUUAUAAAUGUACCAGUGGAAAGAAAAACAGGCACAUCUGCUUUCGUAUUUCAAGACAUGUUUUAAACUUGGUGGAACGGAUCACUGUUAGUAAAGUGCUGUGCAUUUGCAUAUUUCUCUUGGUUUCCAUAUUUGUAGUCUUAAACUUUUUGUACCUUAUCUAACUUGCGUGGUACUUGUUGGGAGCAGACACACGUAAUAACUUUUACCAAGUGCCUAUGCCAAAUACCCUAAAAAAUAGCAGAAGACAUAAAAAGAGGAUUUUGCAGUUAAGUUCUAUUGCUUAGUUUUGUGUCAUACAAUGUGAUGAUACGAGGAUAUGUCUCUUGCUUUUAUAAAUAUUUUGAAGUAAGUGUUUUCACUAAUGAGGUAACACAUGGAAGGAGCUGCAAAAUGACUUUGUGUCAUCAGGCACUUUGACACGGUGAUUCUUUUAAAAGGCAGUAACGUACUUCAUCCUGGUUGUUGGGAAUGUGCAAUUUAGGAGGAGAAGUUAAUUAAUUCUUGAUGUUAACACUGUCCAUGUUUGGUUUCCUUGCAAGGAAUAACUGCCUGUUAUUCCUUCUUUGUUAAAUCCAUGUGAGAUGCUCGUACAGCUUACACUGAAUGACCUCCUACUGUGUUACAUGAUUUGUGUCUCUGUGUUGAUGUAUUCAGUACAAGAAGUGAGCUCACAGGCAGAGAAGAGUUAAUCUAUUUAAAGUUCUUUCAUGUUGAAACAAAGAGCAAAGUGUGUACUGAAAUCCUUAUUGUUGAAACAGCUUCAAUGACGGUGUCUGUGUGGGGUUUUGUGAUCGUUAUUUGAAGAUGUGAGUCAGCGAAAAACCAAACCGUGGCACACCUCUGUGAUAAUGAAAUGUACACUGCUGCUUUCCUAAGGCACGUCGGUUUGUAGGAAUGUUGGAGCCCUUUCGAAAAGGGGGAAGGAAGUUAAAGUAUUAAAUAUAUUUUUACUUAUUCCUAUUUCAGAAACUUUUUGAAGAUCAUAGUGGUCCAUUUUAAAUAAAGAUCGAAGUUGGGUUUAAAAUGUGA
Gallus gallus (chicken) is the source of this 5590-nucleotide messenger RNA. RefSeq names its product unk like zinc finger (gene UNKL). The coding region runs from base 1928 to 3775 and encodes 615 amino acids. Gene Ontology annotation, molecular function: metal ion binding. The transcript is spliced from 17 exons. The record is from RefSeq and is a predicted model, not a curated record. NCBI's taxonomy places the organism in Eukaryota, Metazoa, Chordata, Aves, Galliformes, Phasianidae.